Molecule: messenger RNA, 3125 nt
Organism: Vidua macroura (Pin-tailed whydah)
Lineage: Eukaryota; Metazoa; Chordata; Aves; Passeriformes; Viduidae
Gene: GAS2L2
Product: growth arrest specific 2 like 2
Exons: 7
Coding region: 90-2384 (764 amino acids)
Biological process (GO): actin crosslink formation; protein localization to microtubule plus-end; microtubule bundle formation
Cellular component (GO): actin filament; cytoplasm; microtubule plus-end
Molecular function (GO): microtubule binding; cytoskeletal adaptor activity; actin filament binding
Source: RefSeq, a predicted model, not a curated record
CCUGGGACCCCAGAAGGGCUCUGGACACCACCAGGACACUGUCACCACGCCGUGUGGCAGGGAGCAGGUGGCACCAGUCUUAUGGCAGAAUGUGGGGGACACCGGGCACGGGGGCCCGGAGCAUCCGUCCCUACCAGUCCAGCGGGCAGUACCUGUACGCCAUGAAGGAGGACCUGGCAGAGUGGCUGAAGGAGCUCUACGGCCUUGACAUCGAGGUGGGCACCUUCUUGGAGGUGCUGGAGACAGGGGCUGUGCUGUGCUCCCACGCCAACCACGUCACCCAGGUGGCCGGGGAGUUCGCCCGUGCCUGCCCCGAAGUGGCCCGGCACCUCCACCUGCCCGCCGCGGGUGUCACCUGCAACCUCACAGCACAGCCAGGCACCUUCCAGGCCAGGGACAACGUCUCCAACUUCAUCCAGUGGUGCAGGAAGGAAAUGGAUAUCAAAGACGUCCUGAUGUUCGAGACAGAGGACCUGGUGCUGAGGAAGAACGAGAAGAACUUCGUGCUGUGCCUGCUGGAGCUGGCACGCCACGCUUCCCGCUUCGGAAUGCGCGCCCCGACCCUGGUGCAGAUGGAGGAGGAGAUCGAGGAGGAGCUUCGGCAGGAGCUGGACCUGCCUCCCACAGACCCCGCCCUGCCCCGGCCCCCCAGGAGACCACGGGACCUCAACAACCUCGACCAGAUGGUCCAGCACCUGGUGAGCCGCUGUACCUGCCCUGUCCAGUUCCCCAUGAUCAAGAUCUCCGAAGGGAAAUACCGUGUGGGGGACUCUGACACCCUCAUCUUUGUCCGGAUCCUGCGGGAGCACGUCAUGGUGCGGGUCGGGGGCGGCUGGGACACGCUGGAGCACUACCUGGACAAGCACGACCCGUGUCGCUGCACGUCGCUCUCUCACAAACAAGCCUGGAAAGCGCGGAGCCCGCAGCAGCCAGUGCAGCACGAGGUGCGGCUGUGCCCGGCCCCGAGGGCGGCUGCCCGCAGCCCCCAGCCCGCGCUGCUGGUCAGCCGCUCCCAGAGCCCCCUGCCCCCCGUCACCUGGGGGGCUCGUGUCCCCCAUGGCCCCCGGUCCCCUGCCACCUCCUCGCCAGAGGGCUCGGGUCUCCAGCCGGGUGCCAGCCCUCACCCGGAGCCGGCGCAGCCCCGGAGGGUCCCUUCGGGCAGGAUGCGGGAGCCACCCGCUGUCCCUUUGGGGAGGCAGCCGCCACCAUCCCGGUCACCUGCUCGAUCCAGCUCCCCUGGGCACGGGGCGAGGGGCCGGGCACCCGUCCCUUCCCGGCUCAGCUUCCCGAACGGCGCGGGGGUCCCGCAAGGGACCAGCCCAGGGAAAUCCACCCCUGUGGCAGCGGCACGGGGCAGGUCCGCAGCACCCAGCCCGCGGACGGUACCGGCACCUCCGAGAAGCACCCAGCAAGGAGGAAAAUCAUCUGGGCUGGCUGCCAGGCCACAGGAAACGGGGACACCCACCACAGCGACACCCCGAGCCCCCAGUCCCUUAAAAGUCCGUGCCCCCAGUCCCCUAAAGGUCUGUGCCUCCUCCUCGCAGCGGGAUGCUCCGGGAGACUCCCAGAGCCUGAAGAGCCCACGGGAAGGGAGGCAGGGAGCCCUUGGCCGGGGCCGACAGCCCUCACCCCGAAAUUCCUCCAGCCACCCCCCGAAACUGGACAGCAGCGUUAAACCCCGCAGCAAAGCCAGCCCGGCCGCCUCCCGGCCCCCCACCCCUCUGGGCCGUUCUGCAGGGGGGUGCAAGGUCUGUGCUGCUGGGGACAAUCCCCAGGGGACACGGCAGUGCCACCCAGCCCCGAACCCAGAGGCUGGGGGUGCUGAGGGACCUCGGGUGCCAGAGGAUGAAGCCGGGGGAGCCUGUGGCCCUGGCAAUGAGGCCGAGGGGCUCCGGGGGUGCUGUAGGAGCACGCAGCCCCCCGGCUACGACAGGGUGCUGGAGGAGCUCUCCCGCGGGCGGCAGCCCCUGCGCCCCGUGGGGAUGCGGAGCCAGGUCCCCAAAACACCCGCAGGAGCUGUCCCGCAGCUCCCAGCCCCGGGGGAGGCAGAGCAGCCGGGGGUGGGGGGCCAGACCCCACGGGCACCCAGGGCCAGCAACGUCGCCAAGCCCCGGCGGUGCCUGAAGAAGCCCGAGCGUGUGCCCUCCAUCUACAAGCUGAAGCUGCGGCCCAAGGUGCGUCCCCGGCGGGACCACAGGCCGGGCAAGCGCCCCUCGCGCAUCCCCACCCCGCUGGGGCAUCGCCCCCCUGCCCCCCGGGGCCAGCACCGCCCCCCGGGGCCCCCCCGAGCCCCCCAGACCGGCAGCACACGCCCCACGGCCAAGUCAUCCCUGGGCGACAGCGGCACCUGCCUGACCGAGGAUGAUGAGGAGUCGUGGGUCUGAGCCCACCCCGAGAGUCGGUGGGACAGACGGACGGACAGACCCCUCCCUCCAAAGGUGGGAGCGAUGCUGAAGCUGAAGCUGGAGCUGCAGUGCCCGAGGUUUCCCGGGGCAGCACGAUGGAAUCGCUCCCGCACAACCCGGGGGGUUCCACCUCACUUUUCAGAGCUGCACCCCCUCCUUCCCAAUGGAUUUUGUCUGUACUGGUAAUCCUGCUAAGCAGACACUUUUGUACUGGUUUGGGUGGAAAAAUCCAGCCCCAGAUUGAGAGAAUGGGAUAUUUUCUGCAGGGGGAAGGGUUUAGCACCCCUGAAGGGGGGACACCCCAUCCUUGACAUCCAUAAAAAACAUCUCAUACCUCAGUGCUCCCCAUCUGCACCAUGGGACCAGUGAGCCUCGUGUCUGACAGCUCCAAGAGCCUUCAUGAGCCCCUCAGGUGGGGGGGUCACGGGAGGGGACCCUUGCUGACCCCCGUGGUGGGGGGGGGGGGUGAUGGAUGUCACUGAAGGUCACAGCAGGCACUGCUGCACCCCCAGCCCCCAGCCAUGGACCCAGCAGUGCUGUUAGUGCAAUAGAGAUGUGCCAAAGCUCUUCCAUUUCCUCAUCUUUUCUGUGUGGGUGGGGAGGGAGGGAGGAUAAUCCUGAUGUGGGCACAGCAAACGUCCCUCUGAGAACCCCACGAUGCCCAAGAGAGUCUCAUUUUCCAUGAGAGGAUGAAGUCAGCCCCACUUCCCCGCUGAGGAG